AUGAUCAAUUAAGUCUGUCAACAUUGCUAUACUAGUAGAGUAAUAAAUAUAAUAACUCAUGAAAUAAAAUAAGCAGAUAACGGAUAUGGCUACCCUCUAUUAGAUAAUAUAACUUAUGAAAGAAUAAAUCAAAUAAAAAUACAAAUAGAGUCAUAACUUCCAAUUUCUAAAGAUCAUCAUCCCAGUUUAGUUCUAACUGAUAAUAGAGAUAAGGAAUUUGGCUAUUUAAAUCCACAAAAUCGAAAUGAAUUCAGACAAUAUGAUCUAGAUGGGAAUAGAUAUUUGAGAAGCGAUGUUUUAUAUAAAUCUAUUCUCAGAGAUGUGAAAAAAUAUUAUACAAAAGACUUUAAUGAAGCUACCUAAUUUAUCACGCUUCAAAGUAUAAAAGAUUUAAGAUGCUUUGUUCCUCUUGCGGCUUCAUUUCUCCGUUAAAGAUUCCCUGAAUUCAGCUCACAAAUAGAUCCAAGGAAAUGGUUUCAGUCUACUAAAGAUGUCAUGAAUAUUCCUGAUGAUUUUAUUUUCUUUUUCGGCUGCUUAAUUUAUCCGAAAUAAAUGUUUCAAAUUAUAUACUCUGAAUAUAAUCCUAAGAAAAUGACUAAGCGGAAAAGAAUAUACUCAGAUAAUUUCAAAAUUAGUCAAUAAGCAGAAAAAAUAUUGAAGAUUUCUCAUGAAUCAUUAUAUAAAUUUUCACUUGAGAAGCUAUUCAGAUUAGUAACAACUGAGAAAUAUUCAUAUCUUUAUUGUUCAUUUUUCUAAAAAUUAGCUAUGACUAAAAAUUAUAUUGAAAACAAGAAUUAUUCCAAACCAUUUUAUCGAGCAUAUGUCUUGGCUUACAAUGCCCUAUUGCUAGUAUCAUAAAAAAGCUUGAUUUCAUCCAUUUAUGAAGAGGGAAAUAUUGAGAAAAAAAGAUAAAUAUUUGAGUUAAUACAAUUGAAAUAGAGACCUAUGAAGUUAUUUGAGGUACAAUCUUUAAAAAAAUAGUAAAAUAAGUAGUAAAAGUACAUUAAUUCAUUCAAGGAGAUCAAAAUGCUAAAUAAAAGAAAUGCUUCUCUUGAUAUUUGGGAUUUGGAACAGGAAAUAAUAUUAAGUUCUAAUGAUACGCAAAGUUAUGAUUCUAGCUAUAAAUGA
Messenger RNA from Stylonychia lemnae, 1128 nucleotides. The record is from the annotation of a GenBank genome assembly. NCBI's taxonomy places the organism in Eukaryota, Ciliophora, Spirotrichea, Sporadotrichida, Oxytrichidae.